CACAAGUAAAACAAUAUCAAGUCCUGAAUUACCCAAAAUUUAAAAUUUGAAAGCAUGAUUAGUUUUCGAUAAUGAUUUAUCAACUUGAUUCAUUGAUCCAAGAACAUGGCUUUCUUGAAAUUAAUGAUGGGAAGCCCUAGUUUUUGGAGAUUACUGCAUUUAAUUUACCCCUUUUUAUCACAUUUUGACCCUUCAUGAUCUCUGUAAAAUUUCAUUCUUUUUCAAUCCAUUCUUGCAGUACUAAAUCCAUCAUUAAAAACCCCAAAUCUUUCCUUAGUUUUGUAAGCAAAACCACCCACAAAAGCUAGCCUCACAGCCACAAGAAAUUACUCAGGAAAACAAGAAUCCAAGAUUCCAUUACAUAUAAACAUAAAGAAGCAAGCACCAAGAGAUACCCUUUUUCUUGCAGUUUGUUAUCUUGAAGAUCAAAUUGAAAUAGCAAUAGCGGUUUUGCAAGAAGAAGGGGGUGAAGAAGAAUGAAAUAUUGAAGAUUUAGAAAGAAAAAGAUUGGAUUCUGAUGAAGCAAAUGUCCCACAUUGAUGAUAUACCAUCAUCCCCAGGAAAGUAUAAAUCUCCAUAUGGGCAUAGAAUUAGAUGGCAUUCUUCAUAUGCCAAGCUCACUUUUUGGUCUUUUGUGUUCUUGGCUUUGAUGUUUAUAUUCUUUUUUAGAUCAACUUCUUCGUCGUCGUUGGGGUCUUCUUCAGAUCUUUCCAGGCGUUCUUUAAGGACAUUUUCUUGGGGUGGCCCUGCUUGGGAGAAAAGGGUUAGAAAUUCGGCUAGAAUUAGGUCCCCAAAUGGGAUCUCAGUUUUGGUCACUGGUGCUGCUGGAUUUGUUGGGACACAUGUCUCCGCGGCUCUUAGACGUCGCGGGGAUGGGGUUUUAGGGCUCGAUAAUUUCAAUGACUAUUAUGAUCCGGCAUUGAAACGAGCCCGUCAGGCGGUUUUGGAGCGCUCUGGGAUCUUUAUUGUGGAGGGUGAUAUAAAUGAUAUGGUUCUUGUGAAUAAGUUGUUUGAGGUUGUUGCCUUUACUCAUGUAAUGCAUUUGGCUGCUCAAGCUGGUGUGAGGUAUGCAAUGCAAAAUCCUGCUUCUUAUGUGCAUAGUAAUAUUGCUGGGUUUGUUAGUAUGCUUGAAGUUUGUAAAUCAGCUAAUCCUCAACCUGCAAUUGUUUGGGCUUCUUCGAGUUCUGUUUAUGGACUUAAUACGAAGGUACCUUUUUCGGAGAAAGAUAGAACUGAUCAGCCUGCUAGUCUUUAUGCUGCUACCAAGAAGGCUGGUGAAGAAAUUGCACAUACUUAUAAUCAUAUAUAUGGUCUUUCACUGACGGCAUUGCGGUUCUUUACUGUUUAUGGACCUUGGGGAAGACCUGAUAUGGCCUAUUUCUUUUUCACAAAGGAUAUAUUGGAAGGAAAGUCAAUCCCAAUCUUUGAGGCUGCUAAUCAUGGUACGGUGGCUAGGGAUUUUACCUACAUCGAUGAUAUUGUAAAGGGUUGUUUGGCAGCAUUGGAUACUGCUGAGAAGAGUACUGGUAGUGGUGGGAAGAAGAAAGGAGCAGCUCAGUUACGAGUGUUCAACUUAGGAAAUACUUCCCCUGUGCCAGUAUCCAAUCUUGUGAGCAUUUUGGAGAGAUUGCUCAAAGUGAAGGCGAAAAGAUCCGUAAUGAAGUUACCACGGAAUGGGGAUGUGCAGUUCACACACGCAAACAUCAGUGCUGCACAUAAGGAACUUGGAUAUACACCCUCAACAGAUCUUCAAACUGGUCUGAAAAAGUUUGUCAGAUGGUACUUGAGUUACUACGGAAAUGGAAAGAAGAGUGACCAGUGAUACAUCAUUUCAGUCGUGUGGUAGGAUCAUUCCAGUUCUUGUUCAAUUCGAUUCAUAUGAUUGUUUUAAUCUGUCUGUUCCUUCCACGAAUAUGUGUUUUAUAUAUAUCUUGAUGAGGUCGUAUAGUAUCACAUCCCGAGGUGAAGAAGUUUUGUGAUCGAAAGAAAUUCAGAACCAUAUGUUUUUCACUCUUGGAUUGUAAUUGUUGUAGUCUUAUCAUUGUAGAAUUCAUGACUUGUAGAGCAAUUUGCUGAUUGGUGGACCUGUAUCAUCUUUUUAAAAUUCAAAUAAAUAGCACAAGAGAGUUUUGGCUGUUA
Daucus carota subsp. sativus is the source of this 2139-nucleotide messenger RNA. Its product is annotated as UDP-glucuronate 4-epimerase 3. The transcript has a single exon. Lineage: Eukaryota; Viridiplantae; Streptophyta; Magnoliopsida; Apiales; Apiaceae. The coding region runs from base 518 to 1822 and encodes 434 amino acids. The record is from RefSeq and is a predicted model, not a curated record.